AUGAGCGCCUCGACGAGUGGGAAACCGGACAGCAAAAGAGACGAAACAAAGACGACAAAUCGAGUAAAUGAUACGAAUAAAGACGCGUCAUUGUUGCACAGACUUGCCGGGCCGAGUUCUAUGAAGGCAGGCCUCGCCCUCGACCAACUGGAGAUCAACAAGCGGAUCGCAGAGGCUAGCAAAGGCUCAAAAUACUACGAGAACGAGAGACGCAAGGACGAAGAGCUUGCCAGUAAGAUCAACGCGUUGCUCAAACAACGUGACGAAUUAAUGGCCAUGGCUGAUAUCCCCAGACUCGAGGCGGUCGCGGAUAAAGUCAUCGCCGAGCUCGAAGCGACCCGGGAUCUGAGCCAGUAUAUCGUUCACAUCGACAUGGACUCUUUCUACGCAUCUGUCGAGAUGCUCGACAAUCCUAGUCUGGUCGGAAAGGCGUUUGGAGUCGGUAGCCUAGGCGGUGUAUUGAGCACGGCUUCAUACGAAGCGAGAAAGCUCGGAGUACGUUCUGGUAUGGCAGGACAUAUUGCAAAGAAGCUCGCUCCAGAUCUCAUCUUUGUCACCAAUCACUUCAGUCGGUAUUCAGAAGUCUCUGGGCAAGUCAUGACUAUCCUUCGUCGCUACGACGAAACUAUGAAUCCCGUUGGGGUCGACGAGGCUUACCUCAAUAUCACCGACUAUUGCGAAGCGAACAAGAUUACUCCAGAGGAGUGCACUGAAAAUAUUCGAAAGGCGAUAUUUCAAGAGACGAAACUCACUGCAAGCGCUGGGAUUGCCCCAAACAAGCGAAAGAUGCUUGCAAAGAUCUGCUCAGAGCGCAACAAACCGAACGGAUUGUUCAAGCUUGAAUUCGAUGCCCAGGCGAUUCGCGAUUUUAUGAAGGGUCUCCCGAUUCGUCGAAUACCUGGGGUUGGAAGGGUGACCGAACGACUGCUCGAGUCGGUCGGAAUCAAGACUUGCGAAGAUAUAUACACACAACGAGCUACUCUCGUACUCAUGGACAAGCACUUUCAUAUGCAUGACAAGCUUGAGAUAUAUCUCGGUCUAGGCUCCAAUGUCGUCCGACCUUGGCCCCGCGAAGCCCGAAAGAGUGUUGGAUCAGAGCGCGACCCGGCACGCAUCAACGAAAAGCUCGAGCAAGUUGCAAAGGAGCUCGAAGAGGAUAUGGAACGACUCGGUUAUUCAGGUCACACUGUCACGCUCAAGCUCAAAUUGGAUACAUUCGAAGGCAACCGCGCAAAAUCAGUGCACAGACCCAUUCGCAAGUACAACGAGCUUCUCUCUGUUGGACAAGAGCUUUUAGCCCACGAGCUUCCUCUCAAGCUUCGUCUCCUCGGACUCAGAGUCACAAACUUGAAGGAUCUGCGAGCGCAAGAAUCAGGGAUCAAACGAUUCUUUGGUCAAACAGAUGACCCCAAUACGAGACCGCUCAAGAGGCGGAAGAUAUCCAACGACAAAGAAGUCAACACGACAGUGGUCGGGUCAAUCUUGAUAUCUGACGAUGAAGACGACGUAGACGCCGGUACUAGCCGUAAAGAUUUAAAACGGGCUGCUACAGCGACACCGGAACGUCCAAGGAGUCAGAUAUUACCAGACGCAGAUGUGGCUCCACGAGCAUCCUCGCAUGAGCCAAUGCCUUCCCAAGACACAUCACCGUUGCCAUCCAAAAGAGCAAAAACAAGACCCGACCAUUCUUCAACCAGCAGAAAGAAACCGGAUGAGCUACGGUCUGAGCAGCACAUCUGCCCUAUCUGCUCCAAGACGCUUCAGACCGAUAAUACAGGGCUAAACGAACACAUUGACUGGUGUCUCAGCCGUUCAGCAAUUCUGGAAGCGUCGGCUUCUGAAACUCUCAACGCCGGACAUGGAAAACCAGUAUCAACGCAAAAUAAAGCAAUUUCCAAAGCCGGUGGGUCAAAACCAAAGCCAAAAGCGACUCAGCACAGCAAACCGGACAUUCGCCUUGCUUGGAAGCAGCUCUAG
This is a messenger RNA of Serendipita indica DSM 11827, 1977 nucleotides long. NCBI's taxonomy places the organism in Eukaryota, Fungi, Basidiomycota, Agaricomycetes, Sebacinales, Serendipitaceae. The record is from the annotation of a GenBank genome assembly.